CACAGACUGACACACAGACUGACACAGAGACUGACACAUACACUCACAGACCGACAGAUCAAGCUGUUUUGACCGUCCUUAUGUAUGUUACUGUGAACACCUCUAGGAUUUACAUUUUUUCUAAGGGAUCUAACUCCUGUCUGAUUUGACAAGUAAAUUGUGACAACAUAUACGACAAUAUUUUCAUAUUCUUGAUCUCACUCCCGUGAAGCCAAAAGAUCUGAAGGGCUGGACGUGAAGGAAAGAUUCUCCACUCUCUGAGAAACCAGGCUGUGGAUAAGAGACGCAACUGAACUGAUCCUCCCUGUAUUCAACCAGUCUACAGAUAGGGGACACAACUGCAAGUUUCUUAUCGUGCUUAAAUGGAAGGGACGCAAACGCGCUGUUUGAAUCUAAAGUGUUUAUUUAAACAAAUUCAAACUGAGAGAAGAAUGAGAACAGGUGGAGUAGAGAGUACACGGACAGCUGACAGCCGUUUGGGCACAAGGCCCAGCUCCACAGCCGUGCUGUAGCCAGCCCCGUGGCAACAAUUCCAUGCUUGCGACAGAUAGUCAAACACAUAUCCAAGCCAGUUUGUCGGAGUUUGCCGUGUUGAAGCCUGCCUGGCUAACGUGAGACACCCCCUGAGCCGGUGAUGUCCGUUAAUCAUCCAACUUGAGGUCCAAUACACACCAAGGGAGAGCUGUUCAAAGGGACACAAUCUACAAAGUUUCAAGGGACACAAUCAACAAUGUAUAAAGGGACACAAUAUAUGCAGUAUUAGGGGACAUAAUCUAUACAUUUUUAAGGGACGUAAUCUACAAAAUAAAAAGCGAUGUAAUCUACACAGUUUUAAGGAAUGCAAUCUACAAAAUAUUAGCUGACGUAAUCUACAAAAUAUUAGGGGACGUAAUCUACAAAAUAUUAGGGGACGUAAUCUACAAAAUAUUAGGGGACGUAAUCUACAAAAUAUUAGGGGACGUAAUCUACAAAAUAUUAGGGGACGUAAUCUACAAAAUAUUAAGGGACGUAAUCUACAAAUCUUACUGAACAUGCUGGAUAGGAGGACAAUGAAUCUCAUAAAGUUGACACUUACAUAGGAUUUCGUUCACGGUGAAGGGCCAGGGACAACGUGGUCACGUGGUACAGGACUAGAAGAAUGCCGUCAAGCGAGACACUGGGCUACAGCUCCAUGAACGUGCACAGGGCGUCACGGAUCAAUGAGAUUGAGGGGGCUCGCCUAGAGAAGAAAAUCAGCUGUUUUGAGCAGGCCAGGCUCCACCAGGUCAGGUUGACUAAUCAGGCCAUCCGACUGCUGACCGUGUCUCUGGACUACAUCCAAGCCUCCAGUGGACACAGUCCCGAGGCCCGGACCUCCCACAGCCCAGGGACGGGCGACACCCUGCCCUUCGUCCUGUAUGGCGAGAGAAUAUGGAACCGGAAGCGGAGACGGAUCACGCGACCCACGUCUGCUGUGGUCACUCGCUGGGGGGACCCUACGUUAGGUUCGUUGGCCUUGACCUCAUCGGACACUAACCUGAGUCAAGGUCAGUCUGUAUCUAGUAUAGGCCAAAGUUGGUCUGCUUCUAGUAUUGGUCAAAGUCGGCCCGUAUCUAGUAUAGGUCAGGGUUGGUCUGCUUCUAGUAUUGGUCAAGGUCGGCCCGCAUCUUCUAUAGGUCAAGGUCGUUCUUCUUCUAGCUUGGGACGAAGUCGACCCAGCUCAGCAAAAACUUCCUCUCACGAGACCACAUGUGAUCAGACGGCAAGACGGACUGAGUGCAUGUCGCCAUUUUUGACCCCCCGGGAACGGGCGACGCCCCAUCAAGACUGGGAGGACGACACGGCGGAAGUGACGAAGAAAAUCUUCAAGAACCAGGAGCGGGAACGGUCCGGCAAGGGCCACGGCGUGUAUCAAUCGGCCGGGGAGGUUUUGAUCCAGCAGUCGUCCCGCAGCGUCCGGGGACUCAUGCGGCAGAUCAAGAUCUCGGCCACGCCCAUCUCCCAGCAGCUCCAGGCUCCAGAGGCCCGGCCAGGUCACGGUGACCCGCGGCUCAUCACACAGAGACUAAGUACAACGCUUGACCCGACGCGCCAGAAAAAAGUUCCACCGAACGCCAAAAUCUGGCACUCAUAACUUGACACUUGGUCGCAGCUAAAAACUUGACAAUUGGCCACAGCUAAAAACUUGACAAUUGGCCACAGCUAAAAACUUGACAAUUGGCCACAGCUAAAAACUUGACACUUGGUCGCAGCUAAAAACUUUCGUCACAGCUAAAAACUUGACAAUUGGCCACAGCUAAAAACUUGACACUUCGUCACAGCUAAAAACUUGACACUUCGUCACAGCUAAAAACUUGACACUUCGUCACAGCUAAAUACUUGACACUUGGCCACAGCUAAAAACUUGACACUUGGCCACAGCUAAAAACUUAACAAUUGGCCACAGCUAAAAACGUGUCACUUGGUCACAGCUAACUUGUGACUUGACAAACAUCGUACUGCAGUGUUACAUAAAAAUGAAAUCGAAGCAGACAAAGUUAGAACACGUAUUAACGCCCCUGAUACAACAUAAUCUCCACUAGCAUGGAACGAAAUGUGUGGUGUAACAAUUUGUCAAAUACACGCCAAAAAUACGUGUCAGACAUCAGUGGUGUAACCCUACGCGGGAGUUUAGUUCAAAACACGUUGUGAUUUAUUGACAAGUCUAAAACAUUUUUUUUUAUCACACCCCGUGAAGUAAUACCCUGUGAUACCACAUUUGUUGGUUGAAUGAAUCUAAUUUUAUUCCACGACCCCCACGACCCCCACCAUCGUUCACACAAAGAUCUGCUGCCUCGUUUUAAACUUGAAGUAGGCCGUGCACAGGCGGAUGAAUUUGAAUGUGUAUCCUCUACAGCCGAGUGCACCUAGCGGACUGCUCGAGUGCCGCAUGCUCGUACAUUCUCUGCUUCAACAAAACGUCUGCCUAAACAAAACGUCUGUCCUCGCUGAUUAACCUUAACGUUGUUUUAACGUGUCAAGACUAUGGGCUGUCAGAUCACCCCGUCGCUAACAACUCGCUGUACGUCUCCUGGCUGAGCGUUACCUCGCUUAACGCCACUUCAAUUAGCCUUAUCCCCUUUCAUGAGUUGCUGUCAUAAACUUGGCCCCGUGAAGGGCUACCUGGCAACAAACACUCGACCCAUCAUCUCCCCUCUUCGCUGGCAACCCGUGGCCGUACCCAUAAUGCUCGUUUGUCUUACGUCGUCUGCCGGACCAGCGACGGCCGGGUGACAGGUGAAGGGUGAGGUGCGGCACUAACUCUUGCCGGAAGCACCUCCACGUGUGGACCUGCAGUUCCAGGUAAAUAUUUCCGCUCGGGUGAAACUUUUAACAGCACAGCGCACCCAGUACUGGUCGACUCGGCUGAGCGCUGAUCUGAUACACUUGCACUAAAGACCUGUCCUGAUACACUGCACUAAAGACCUGUCCUGAUACACUGCACUAAAGACCUGUCCUGAUACACUACACUAAAGACCUGUCCUGAUACACUUGCGCUAAAGACCUGUUCUGAUACACUGCACUAAAGACCUGUCCUGAUACACUGCACUAAAGACCUGUCCUGACUGCACUAAAGACCUGUCCUGAUACACUGCACUAAAGACCUGUCCUGAUACACUACACUAAAGACCUGUCCUGAUACACUUGCACUAAAGACCUGUCCUGAUACACUGCACUAAAGACCUGUCCUGAUACACUGCACUAAAGACCUGUCCUGAUACACUUGCACUAAAGACCUGUCCUGAUACACUGCACUAAAGACCUGUCCUGAUACACUACACUAAAGACCUGUCCUGAUACACUUGCGCUAAAGACCUGUCCUGAUACACUUGCGCUAAAGACCUGUUCUGAUACACUUGCACUAAAGACCUGUCCUGAUACACUUGCGCUAAAGACCUGUUCUGAUACACUGCACUAAAGACCUGUCCUGAUACACUGCACUAAAGACCUGUCCUGAUACACUUGCGCUAAAGACCUGUUCUGAUACACUGCACUAAAGACCUGUCCUGAUACACUACACUAAAGACCUGUCCUGAUACACUACACUAAAGACCUGUCCUGAUACACUGCACUAAAGACCUGUCCUGAUACACUUGCGCUAAAGACCUGUUCUGAUACACUGCACUAAAGACCUAAUCGAGCGCAGAUCAGAUGGGAUUAUCCAGGUUUUGUGUUCCAGCCACCAACAACUAAAGAAAUCAAUCAAUAUUGUAUUGAACCCAUUCGUUAUGGUUUACCUUUCAUGCAAUAAAAUAUCUUUUAAGUUC
Messenger RNA from Physella acuta, 4286 nucleotides. RefSeq lists its product as uncharacterized. NCBI's taxonomy places the organism in Eukaryota, Metazoa, Mollusca, Gastropoda, Physidae. The record is from RefSeq and is a predicted model, not a curated record.